Messenger RNA from Trichoderma virens Gv29-8, 780 nucleotides. RefSeq lists its product as uncharacterized. Lineage: Eukaryota; Fungi; Ascomycota; Sordariomycetes; Hypocreales; Hypocreaceae. Gene Ontology annotation, cellular component: endoplasmic reticulum membrane; Hrd1p ubiquitin ligase ERAD-L complex. The transcript has 3 exons. Gene Ontology annotation, biological process: endoplasmic reticulum unfolded protein response. Gene Ontology annotation, molecular function: misfolded protein binding; ubiquitin-specific protease binding. Bases 1 to 780 code for a protein of 259 amino acids. The record is from RefSeq and is a predicted model, not a curated record.
AUGGCAGAGCUUUCUUUGGACGCAUACUGGCGAGCGCCGCCCAUUGCUAGAACUGUUGCGACCAUUACCUUUGGUCUGUCCUGCGCUGUACACAUGGGAGUCCUUGCCGGGGAUCUCUUCUACUAUGACUUUCGUCUCCUACUGCGGAUCCCUCCGCAAGUAUGGCGUCUCGUAACAUGCUUCUUGAUCACAUUCCCAAACCUGGGUAUUCUAUUUGACACUUUCCACAUGUACAUGUACAUGAGUCAGCUGGAGAGAGGUCAUCCGCGAUUGUCUCGACGAGACGAUUUCGUCUGGUACUUGAUUUUCGUUAGCGGAACCAUUCUGAUACUCAGUCACCUGACAGGCUUCGGGUUUGGAAUACUGACCCAGGCACUUCUCCUCGCCAUGGCCUAUACCGUAACUCAGGAGCAGCGAGGGCAGACAACGAACUACAUGUUCAUUAACAUCCCGUCCCAGCUUGUGCCGUUCGCCAUGAUGGCGAUCAACCUUUUCUUCCCCGGUGGUAUUGGUAUCGUAUUGCUGCAGCUUCAUGGACUGGCUGCGGCACACUUGUAUCUGUUCCUGAGCAAGAUCUGGCCAGAGGUUGGAGGCGGCCGAAACUGGAUUGAGACUCCUGCCUUUAUUAGUUCGCUGGUGAAUGGGGUAGCACCAACGCCGCAGCGAUCAGCUGCUGGAGUCAGAGCGCCUGAUGUAGCAUCUGCUCGAAGCAGUGGUGCGUCUCGCGGACCAUUGCCAGACUCGUGGCGGACAAGAGGACCUGGGCACCGCCUAGGUUGA